Oncorhynchus nerka (sockeye salmon) is the source of this 4586-nucleotide messenger RNA. RefSeq names its product rho guanine nucleotide exchange factor 7-like. The record is from RefSeq and is a predicted model, not a curated record. The coding region runs from base 351 to 2960 and encodes 869 amino acids. NCBI's taxonomy places the organism in Eukaryota, Metazoa, Chordata, Actinopteri, Salmoniformes, Salmonidae. Gene Ontology annotation, molecular function: guanyl-nucleotide exchange factor activity; protein binding. Gene Ontology annotation, cellular component: cytoplasm; lamellipodium. The transcript is spliced from 21 exons. Gene Ontology annotation, biological process: intracellular signal transduction; lamellipodium assembly.
ACAGGGGGACAGUCUCUAAAAGCAGUUAUAGUUUUACAUCUUUGUGAUGUCAUUCUCUGUUGGAGCAUUUCGCGGCAGCAGGCGACACAGGUUGGGGGAAUAACGAGAGAGAGGGGGGCAGUGGACAGUUUACCAGGCGUAAAAGACUGGGAAACGAAGCCAAUAGACUAGCUACAAUUUUAAAAGAAGAAAGCAGCUGUCCGUCAACCUCUCCAAAAACGCAGUCAUGUUAUCUUUAUCCAUUAGGAUAUGUUUUUAUUCGGAAUAGGCGAUUAUUCUCCAAUCACAUUGUUCUCUUCUCCCAAAACAUCCCAGGAUAGGAUAGAGUGGAUGUUAUUGUCAUAAUAACCAUGAAUUCGGCGGAACAGACGGUAACGUGGCUGAUAACGUUGGGGGUCUUGGAGUCACCGAAAAAGACAAUUUCUGACCCUGAAGGAUUCCUGCAGUCUUCUCUCAAAGAUGGGGUUGUCCUGUGCAAACUGGUGGAGCGAUUGCGCCCUGGUUCUGUUGAGAAAAUCUUCCAAGAACCAAGGAAUGAUAGUGAGUUCCAGAGCAAUAUAAAGGAGUUUCUGAAAGGCUGCGGGUCCUUCCGAGUGGAGCCAUUUGAGGUCAAUGACCUCCUCCAGGGACUGAACUUCACCAAGGUGCUCAACUCUCUGGUGGCACUGGCCAAAGCCACCGAGGACAUAGGAGUGGGCAGUGACUCUGUGUGUGCACAUCACUCAUCCUCGUUACGGAUCAAGUCGUUUGACUCUCUGAACACUCAGUCUCCCCGCGGACGCUCCUCCAAAGUCCUCCACAACCAGUACCGCAGCCUGGACAUGUCGGAGAGCGGUGGGCAGCGGGUACUGGUGAGGGCCAAGUUCACCUUCCAGCAGACCAAUGAAGACGAGCUGUCCUUCAACAAGGGUGACAUGAUCAGUGUGUCGCGCCAGGAAGACGGCGGCUGGUGGGAGGGCUCGUUCAACGGCAACAAGGGCUGGUUCCCUAGCAACUAUGUCAAGGAGGUCAAAGGCAGCGACAACCCAGUGUCUCCUAAGUCUGGCACCCUCAAAAACCCUGUGAGAGGCUUUGACACACCAGCUGUCAGCAAGACCUACUAUAACCUGGUGCUCCAGAACAUUCUAGAGACCGAGACCGAGUAUUCCAAGGAGCUCCAAAGCCUACUGACCUCAUACCUGCACUCACUGCAACCCACAGACAAGUUGAGCAGUGCAGACGUCAGUCACAUCCUGGGGAAUCUGGAGGACAUCUCUACCUUCCAGCUGAUGUUAGUUCAGUCCUACGAGGAAUGUACCAGGCUUCCAGAGAGCCAGCAGAGAGUAGGGGGCUUCUUCCUCAACCUGCUGCCCCAGAUGAAGGCUCUCUACAUGGCCUACUGCUCGAACCACCCCUCGGCUGUCAACAUCCUCACAGAACACAGUGAGGAGCUGGGGGAGUUUAUGGAGGGGAAGGGAGCCAGUAGUCCAGGUAUCCUGACCCUCACCACUGGUCUCAGUAAACCCUUCAUGAGGCUGGACAAAUACCCUACACUGCUGAAGGAACUGGAGAGACACAUGGAGGAGCAUCAUGCUGAUCGACCAGACAUCCAGAAGUGUUUGACCUCCUUCAAAAGCCUCUCUGCUCAGUGUCAGGAGGUGAGGAAACGUAAGGAGCUGGAGCUGCAGAUUCUAACUGAGACGAUCAGACGCUGGGAGGGAGAUGACAUCAGAACCCUGGGCCCUGUCCUGUACAUGUCACACACACUCUGCCACACACACGGAUCAGAGGAGAAGAGUGAACGCUACCUCCUGCUCUUCCCAAAUGUUCUCCUACUGCUGUCUGCCAGCUCCAGAAUGAGUGGAUUCAUCUACCAGGAUAAGCUGCCAUUGACAGGAAUGAUUAUCUCAAGGAUAGAAGAUUGUGAGUUGGUCAAAAACGCUUUCGAAAUAUCAGGCAGUACGUGUGAGCGGAUGCAGGUGGUGUGUAACAACCAGCAGGAUUUGCAGGAGUGGGUGGAGCAUCUGUCGAGACACACUCAGAUCAGAAACGCCCCCUCCGUGAUCAUGACCACACCCACCGCCAAGCCCCAGUCUGUCCCCUGCCACACGCUCCCGUCCCAUCCCCUGACCCCCUCCAGACACUCAGAGAGUAGGGGUGUAUCUGCGGGCCCUGCCUACCACACCUUACCCCACCCCUCCUCCCACGGGGUCCCUCAAACCCCCCCCAUGUGGGGUCCCCUGGAGCCCCCCAGCACCCCCAAACCCUGGAGCCUCAGCUGCCUCCGCCCCGCGCCCCCACUCAAGCCCUCGGCAGCACUCUGCUAUAAAGAGGAUCUGAGUAAAAGUCCUAAGAGUAUGAAGAAGCUGCUGCCUAAACGUAAGCCUGAGAGGAAACCUUCAGAUGAGGACUUUGCUACCAGGAAGAGUACUGCAGCUCUGGAGGAGGAUGCCCAGAUCCUGAAAGUGAUCGAGGCCUACUGCACCAGCGCCAAAACACGACAGACACUCAACUCAACAUGGCAGGGUACUGAUUUGAUGCAUAACCACGUGCUGGCCGAGCCAGUUGACCGGUCCAGUGCGGACACUAUAGGUUGCCGUAGCAGCCUGUCCAGAGGGACCGAGCCCUGGUCUGACCUAUCAGAGGACUCGGAUUAUGACAGUAUUUGGACCGCCAGUAGUUACAGGACCUCCUCCGUUUCUCGAUCCAGAGAGAAGUCAGGUCUGCACAUGCUCUUCCCUGAGGAGGAGAAGAUCAUCGUGGAGGAGACCAAGAGCAACGGACAGACUGUCAUAGAGGAGAAGACUCUAGUAGACACGGUGUAUGGGCUGAAGGAUGAAGUGCAGGAGCUAAAACAGGACAACAAGAAGAUGAGGAGGACCCUGGAUGAAGAGCAGAAAGCCAGGAAGGAGCUGGAGAAGAUCCUGAGGAGAGUCCUGAAGAACAUGAACGACCCCACCUGGGACGAGACCAACCUGUGAAUACUCGGGUGACAUCGCAUCAACAUGGUUGGGUUUGGGCUCCAUCGUGACUGGACCAAAAUUGUUAACCACAAAGCUAUCUGCUGUAACACUGUGAACUGACACUGUGGAACACUGAUCUGUCACUGUUGUAAGAGACUGGGUGUGGUCCAAAGUCAAAACAGCCAAUGAAAAUGCAACAUAGCGUCCCUGAAUCACUCUGGAAGACUAUUGGCUGCGGCAUGGACCUCCGACCUCUGUGUUGAUCUGGGAUUGGAAAGGGGCUGGAACAAUCACGCUAGUGAAGAUACCUGGUUUGCUCUUCUCAUCUUUGUUGAUCUGCACUGAUAUGUGCAGUAGGUCCCUAGUGCCUACAAAGGGAUUUCCUUCCACCUGUCCAGUUUUAUGCAGAUGAAAGAUGAGGAAAGGUAGCCACGGUAGACUAUUGAGAUGCAACCCAGACAAUUUUGACAGGUGAUGAUUUUGUCACUGCCUCCAUUACCCUGCUGCCAAGCUCCUCAACACCCCCACCCUCUUACCCCACUCUGGAGCAUCUCCCUGCCCAUUCCUCUGAGCCUUGUAAGGAACCUAUGGCCAACACACAGAACAGCAUAACCUCUAGCUCAUUCUGCAUGUUUCCAUGGAAACCUUAGCAAUCCAAUACUGGAACGUUUUCAGGUGAUUUUUCUAGCUUUCUGAUGAUGAUUUGAAGUAUUCUGGAUGACCUAUUUCUUGUUUGUUACUGUUGUUUUACUGGAUAAUGGACUUUCUAUUUUAAUGCUUUCCUGAAAACACUGUAUUUCUACUUCUUUGUCACCUAUGAUUUGUACAGAAACUAAAUGUAGCGUCUCAAAUUAAUAUCAUGAAAUGUGCCUUGGGGAAACUAUUCCAUGAUAGCAGCUUAUAUCUCUUUCAGGCUCUUCAGUUUAAAAUAGGUCAAAUAUUCCAAUGCAAUAUUGAUUCCAAUGAUGAACACUAAUGUAAACUACUUAUCUAACUAUUUCAGAUUCUAUAUUAUGUCUGUAAUUUAUGUAUUUAAAUGAAAUUGACUGAAGUGUAUUAUGCAAUCCUUAAGUCUAUUGUUCAGUUAAAAACCUCCCUCCUUAAGUCUAUUGUUCAGUUAAAAACCUCCCUCCUCAAGUCUAUUGUUCAGUUAAAAACCUCCCUCCUCAAGUCUAUUGUUCAGUUAAAAACCUCCCCCCUUAAGUCUAUUGUUCAGUUAAAAACCUCCCUCCUUAAGUCUAUUGUUCAGUGACAUUCUCCCUCAAGUCUAUUGUUCAGUGAAAACCUCCCUCAAGUCUAUUGUUCAGUUAAAAACCUCCCUCAAGUCUAUUGUUCAGUGACAUUCUCCCUCCUUAAGUCUAUUGUUCAGUGAAAACCUCCCUCAAGUCUAUUGUUCAGUGAAAACCUCCCUCCUUAAGUCUAUUGUUCAGUGAAAACCUCCCUCCUUAAGUCUAUUGUUCGGUGACAUUCUCCCUCGUUAAGUCUAUUGUUCAGUGAAAACCUCCCUCCUUAAGUCUAUUGUUCAGUGACAUUCUCCCUCGUUAAGUCUAUUGUUCAGUGAAAACCUCCCAUAUCCUCUAUUUAUUACCUCUUCGUCUCUCUCUCUCUUCUCAACUCGUCUCUGAAUUAAACCAGUAAACUGAA